UACUCCAUGGUAGGUCUCAGCAUAGAAAUAGUAGAGCUUUUAUUUCUAUGGGCUCAGUCUUGCAUUAUUAAGAUCUAAUUACGUUAGACGGUUGAAGUAUUUGAACACAGAAUUAGAAUUUUUUGUAUUGAAGAAAGAUGGACAAUGAGCCGGGAUUAAGUGAGCCAGGAAUGGUUAGAAAGUAAAAGAUAGUUAGAACUAUUCACUAUUAUGCCACUUACGCAUUAUGCACACUUUCAGACAUUUUCCAUCUAAAAAUCAAAGAUUCAUAGGGAGGAAAAACCCCUACUCUCCCCCAUACAGCUGUUCACCCUUCACCCCCCUCCAAACUCGGAAUCUGUCGUUUACCUGCCCUCAUCCAUCUGAUUUCUAUGGCCUGCAUUGACGGUAAUACUUCUUUUCUAAGUGCUAAUCAAAUCUGUUUCUAAGUGCAGAAUUGAAGGGAUUUAUUGAUAAUUGGUAAUUCAACAAGAUUUCGAUUGUACAACAGCAAAAUAACGAUUGUUUCCACAGCACGGUCAAUAAAGAACCCCUUGGAGUAUCUGAAAGCCGCAUGUUUGGCUUUCAAUCAGGGAUAAGCAGACCUAAUUUUGAAGGUAGUUCCAGCAUGGUAACAUUGGAGAUCACAUAUGCAGUUUCAACAGUUUUUUAUACCGUUGGAGUGUUAGUAAUUUUAUGCAACUUGCUCGUUAUCAUUCCUGUGCUACGAGAGAAAAGGUUACGAAAACUUAAGUAUAUGCCACUAUUUAGCUUCGCAGUUGCGGAGAUAAUUUGCGGAAUCGCUGCCAUAUUUUCUGUGUUUGUAGCCAGAUCGGCAUCGAGCGACUGGUCACAACGAGCAAUACCUUUGUUUAUGUUUGGCCAUUGUGCGUGUGUCCUGAACAUAACAGUUGUUUUCAUGGAAAGAUGGGUAGCUAUAUUCCAUCCAUUGAAAUACCAUCAUAUACUGAAAAAGAGAAGGUUGGUCGCUUUGAUAUGCAUUGCCUGGCUACUCGCCCUUGUGCUAACAACGCCGAUUGCAGUUUUUCAUGAGAUAUCGCAAACGGGACAAACUGUCCAUAUCAAUGAUUUUGGAUCGAUAUACUUGAUCACAGUUGAUUCUGUGUUUCUUGUAUUGACCCUAGUUAUAGGCUGCAUGCAAGUUCGCACUUUGUGUGUAGUUCGAAGACAUCUGCGCCGGACAGUGCCAGUCCUAGACAUACGUGUUCAACCACUCGCAACCAAACUUGCCUCUACUGACGCACCCUGCUCAGAGUUUCCAAGAAGCUCUCUCCAAAACGUUUGCCAUGAGCGUCCAAGAUUUAAUUUCCGGAUGAUGGAUUACAAACAUGUUUGGGCUGUGAAUGCAGUGUACCUUGUAAUGAUAAUAACCUGGUCUCCGAUAAUCAUAUCAACAUUGAUAAUGAUGGCUGGUGACUCAACAAGUGUAUGUAGACUUGCAAUUGAACUGUCAAUGGUACUUCUGUUACUAAACUGUGUAAUAAAUCCAAUAAUUUUUUCUUUGCGAAUGACCUGUUUUCGUAGAAGUAUUAAGGAAAUGUUAUUUAAUUGUAAGUUCUGUAGUAAACGAUAUUAAUUUUUUUUCUUCAAAAAAAGACAAUUCUUAAAAAUGUUUUUAGUUUAUCAAAGAGAUCGUCAAACUGCCCUUUAUGUUGUUGCAAAAGCAGGGCCUCCGACGAAGGGGUACCGGGGGGCCAUGCCCCCACUUUGGCAAAACAAAAGAGCUUUUUCGAAAUCUUUUCUUAAGAUUGUUAUUCUCGUGGUCUCCUCACUUUUCAACCCAUAUCGGAGCCCAUGAAAAGAGUAGAUACAUCAGCAUUUAACAAAAUUAUAAUAAUUUUCUCUUGAGUAAGAGUAAGAAAAACAACGUUUUGACAACUUGUGUGGUCUGAUAAUUUUAAGAAAGGACAAUUGAAAGAGAAUGUCCAGUAGACCAAGAAAAAUUGCGCAUCCAGGGGGGAAUGACUUGCUCCAAGUCUACUUCGUGCUUGAGAGAGGAGCAUUUGUUUCUUUCUCCUGGACUUCUGCGAAGGCUAAGGGGGGACAGUGCGGGCAUCACACUAGAGAUAAAAUAUCUACGUACUAUGCAAGAAUUUAUGGUGGAGUAAAAAAAGCACAGCGUUUGACAACUGGCUCGUAACCUUAGGAAUAAGCAGUUCAACUUCAGUUUUAUUAUUCAGCUAUAAAAUUAAAGAAGAGUUGGAACAAUAUGUAAUGAUAGGAAAGAUUCAAGGCAGAGACAAAUGAUGUUACCAUCCAUGGCAGAAGAUUAUAUGACGACAACAAAUGACAAGCUUCAAGCUACAUGCUGCAAAAGAUCGAAGUGGAAGGCCAUGACCACCUACGCCCAUUAUGGGCAUGGUACCUAGUGAGAGAGAGCCUAAAAUCCCAUUAUGACUUUUGUUGCUAAAUUCAACGUGUAAUUUACCUCUUACUUCACAGCGUAUGGUAAAUUUCAAUUCUGUUGAUUUCAAUUGGAAAAGCAAACCAGCGAUGAGAAUGAUAUUAUUUUUUACAUUGUUUGGCUGGGUAAUCAAAUGUAGAUAUACUCCAUGAGCCUCUGUUUCGCUACUGCCUCACUUAAUGGACGCUACAACCGAACAGUACCAAACAACGUCGAAUAUUUCAGUGAAACCUCUGCCUGGAUCAAAAGAAAGCUUAAUUUUUGUUUACUCAGAACUGCAGUAAUUUGCAUUAGAGGUUCUAGGUCCCGCCAACAUGUUGUCCCUAUCGGUGAAAUGGAUGACCUUGACACUAGAAACAAUUUGUCUAGCAUCGCUAAUUAAAAACAUUAUGUUUUAGUACUUUCUUUGUUCUUUUCAUUUUGUAAACCGGCAGCCUAUCGGUUACCCU
Messenger RNA from Rhopilema esculentum, 2853 nucleotides. Its product is annotated as adrenocorticotropic hormone receptor. Gene Ontology annotation, cellular component: membrane. NCBI's taxonomy places the organism in Eukaryota, Metazoa, Cnidaria, Scyphozoa, Rhizostomeae, Rhizostomatidae. Gene Ontology annotation, biological process: G protein-coupled receptor signaling pathway. The record is from RefSeq and is a predicted model, not a curated record. Gene Ontology annotation, molecular function: G protein-coupled receptor activity.